This is a messenger RNA of Mus caroli (Ryukyu mouse), 4660 nucleotides long. NCBI's taxonomy places the organism in Eukaryota, Metazoa, Chordata, Mammalia, Rodentia, Muridae. The record is from RefSeq and is a predicted model, not a curated record.
AGGGCUGCGGCAGCCAUGCUGAACCCGUACCGAGAGGCGAGUGGGGGGGACGGGGGCGACCACAGGCGCGCGGGAGGCCGGGGACCUGGUGAGGCAGCAGCCUUAGCGAGGUCUGGGGUCUCGGGACACAGGUCUGGGCCUUGCAGUCCCUGUGACCCCGUGCACGACCCUCCGCAGUGUUCGGAAACCUCGCCCUCGUGGCCGUAGGGGGGGCAGACACGUGACUCGCCCCAGCCAGUCGGAGCGCUGCUGACGUGGCCGCGCGGCCCCGAUGCUUUCCCCCACCCCCAGCGGCUAGGGAAGGGAGGGGCUGGGGGCUACGCCCCCUCCCCCAACGCCUUCUCGGCUUCCGGGGGGGUUGACACCCCGGAUUCCGUGCUCCCCCCCAGCCGGGCUGAGGGCGACUUUCGAGGGCCCCCCCGUGGCUCCUGGAUCCAGAUUCUCCACUGCGGCGGCCUCGCAGCCAAGAACCUUUCGCCGGCCCCGCCCGCGGGACUCGUCCCACACUGCGCCCCGCCCGCGCCGCCAAUGGAGAAGCUGCAAAUGGCGCGACCAGCCUGCCGCGGGCGACCGGCGGAAACUCGGUGUGUGCAAGCCCGGGAAGGCUCCGUCAGACCUGGAGGUGGGGACAGCGUGUUGCAGGCCCCGGGGAGAUGGCGCCUACACGCCGUUCGGCCUCCAUCUCUCCCAGGGCUCGCCAAGCCAGGGCGCAGCCAAUUGGCUCGGAGACAUGGCGGGGUGCCUUUUCGCCUUGGCUCUCUGCGGCACUCUGCUGCCGAUAAUGGACGCCUUGGAACUGGAGUUUGUGACGUCAUCCUUCAAGCGGACCAAUAGGAAAGGCUCCCGCGAAGAGGCGGGCCUGCCCCCUCGCCUUUGCUUCUCCAGGCGCGUGAGCGGGCGAGCACGCGCAGAGGGGGCGGGGGAGCUUGCGAGCAGGGUGGCGCGCAUGAGCAGCGAAGCUCCGCCCCUCCGGCUAUAUAUAAAGCGCUGGCGCGGGGCUCGGCGGCGCCAUUUCGCGCUGGAGUGGAGCAGCCUCUAGGACGAGCUGGAGGAUUGCGCCUACUGACCCAGCGUCUCGGAGCCUCUGCGGGCCGCCAGUACAAUCCACGUCCAUCCGCUUGGAAAUGGACUUCGUCCGGGCCCGCGACCGCUCCCGGCGGACAGUGCAGACCCCAUAGAAGCCCCCGAGGCUCCCCUUUCUCGGGCCCCGCCCAGUCCUCGGUGUCUGUCCACCCCUCUACUCCGCCCUCAAGAGGAUUUCAAAGAUGGAGGCGGCGGCUCUCUGAAACCCCUUUUUGGUGCUCAUCCGCCUCCAUCGGUGGUCUGAAGGGGCUCUCGUGACCCCCCGGCGACCGCGGCGGGAAGAGGGGACCCCUGUCCACCGGCGGCAGGCCGAAUUGACGACGGUGUCCAGUUUCGGGGACUGCCGGGUUUGCAUACUGCGUUCUCCUGUGGCUCUCCGGCCGGCAGAGGCCGCCGCCAUUUUCCUGCUGUCGCCGCCUGCGGAGCGCGCCAAGCUGCCGGAGUUGCGGGGAGGACGGCGCAGGAGACAGCGUUCGCGCCGGUCCCGCAACGAGGCUGACGCCUGGAGGGCCAAGGGCAGCGGCCUUCCCCCCACUUCCCGGGUUAUGCUGGGCCCGGCGGUGAGGGGAGCCGAGGCUACCCGGACUUCACGCAACUGAGCGGCGGCGGUUCCCUGAGGUCAAGAUGCUGCAAAACGUGACUCCCCACAAGCUCCCUGGGGAAGGGAAUGCAGGGUUACUGGGGCUGGGCCCAGAGGCAGCAGCACCAGGGAAAAGGAUUCGAAAGCCUUCUCUGUUGUAUGAGGGAUUUGAGAGCCCCACAAUGGCUUCUGUACCAGCUUUACAACUGGCCCCUGCCAAUCCACCACCCCCUGAGGUGUCCAAUCCCAAAAAGCCAGGACGGGUAACAAACCAACUGCAGUACCUGCACAAAGUAGUGAUGAAGGCUCUGUGGAAGCAUCAGUUUGCAUGGCCAUUCCGGCAGCCUGUGGACGCUGUGAAGCUGGGUCUGCCGGAUUAUCACAAAAUUAUAAAACAGCCUAUGGACAUGGGUACUAUCAAGAGGAGACUUGAAAACAAUUACUACUGGGCUGCCUCAGAAUGUAUGCAGGAUUUUAAUACCAUGUUUACCAACUGUUACAUUUAUAACAAGCCCACCGAUGAUAUUGUCCUAAUGGCACAGACACUGGAAAAGAUCUUCCUACAGAAAGUGGCAUCAAUGCCACAAGAGGAGCAAGAGCUUGUGGUGACCAUCCCUAAAAACAGCCAUAAGAAGGGGGCCAAGUUAGCAGCACUCCAGGGCAGUAUUACAAGUGCCCAUCAGGUGCCUGCUGUCUCUUCUGUGUCGCAUACAGCCCUGUAUACACCACCACCUGAAAUACCUACCACUGUCCUCAACAUUCCCCACCCAUCAGUCAUCUCUUCUCCUCUUCUUAAGUCCCUGCAUUCUGCUGGACCCCCACUCCUUGCUGUAUCGGCAGCGCCUCCAGCUCAGCCCCUUGCCAAGAAAAAAGGCGUUAAACGGAAAGCGGAUACUACCACCCCUACACCUACAGCCAUCCUGGCUCCUGGUUCCCCAGCUAGUCCUCCUGGGAGUCUUGAGCCAAAGGCAGCAAGGCUCCCUCCUAUGCGCAGAGAGAGUGGCCGCCCAAUCAAACCCCCACGAAAAGACUUGCCUGACUCGCAACAGCAACACCAGAGCUCUAAGAAAGGGAAGCUGUCAGAGCAGUUAAAGCACUGCAACGGCAUCCUGAAGGAACUGCUCUCAAAGAAGCACGCUGCCUACGCCUGGCCCUUCUAUAAGCCAGUGGACGCUUCUGCUCUUGGCCUUCAUGAUUACCAUGACAUCAUUAAACACCCCAUGGACCUCAGCACUGUCAAGCGGAAGAUGGAGAACCGUGACUACCGGGAUGCACAGGAGUUUGCUGCUGAUGUACGGCUUAUGUUCUCCAACUGCUAUAAGUACAAUCCUCCAGACCAUGAUGUUGUGGCUAUGGCACGAAAGUUACAGGAUGUGUUUGAGUUUCGCUAUGCCAAGAUGCCAGAUGAGCCACUGGAACCAGGACCUCUACCAGUCUCCACUGCCUUGCCUCCUGGGUUGACCAAAUCCUCCUCAGAGUCCUCCAGUGAGGAAAGUAGCAGUGAGAGUUCCUCUGAGGAAGAGGAGGAGGAGGAGGAAGAUGAGGACGAGGAGGAGAGUGAAAGCUCAGACUCUGAGGAGGAAAGGGCUCAUCGCCUAGCAGAGCUGCAGGAGCAGCUUCGGGCAGUUCAUGAACAACUGGCUGCCCUGUCCCAGGGCCCAAUAUCUAAGCCCAAGCGGAAGAGAGAGAAAAAAGAAAAAAAGAAGAAACGGAAGGCAGAGAAACAUCGUGGCCGAAUUGGGAUCGAUGAAGAUGAUAAGGGGCCUAGGCCACCUCGCCCACCUCCGCCCAAGAAAUCUAAGAAAGCAGGUGGUGGGGGUAGCAAUGCUACUACACUCAACCAUCCUGGCUUUGGAACUUCCGGAGGAAGUAGCAACAAGCUACCUAAAAAGUCUCAAAAGACAGCUCCACCUGUCCUUCCCACUGGCUAUGAUUCUGAGGAGGAGGAAGAAAGCAGGCCCAUGAGUUAUGAUGAGAAGAGACAGUUAAGCCUGGAUAUCAAUAAGUUACCUGGGGAAAAGCUGGGUCGAGUAGUACAUAUCAUCCAAGCCAGGGAACCCUCUCUACGUGAUUCAAAUCCAGAAGAAAUUGAGAUUGAUUUUGAAACACUCAAGCCGUCCACACUUAGAGAGCUUGAGCGAUAUGUUUUAUCCUGCCUUCGAAAGAAACCCCGGAAGCCCUACACUAUUAGAAAACCUGUGGGAAAAACAAAGGAAGAACUGGCUUUGGAGAAGAAGCGGGAGCUAGAGAAGCGGUUGCAGGAUGUCAGUGGACAGCUCAACUCCACCAAAAAGCCUCCCAAGAAAGCGAGUGAGAAGACAGAGUCAUCUGCACAGCAAGUGGCAGUGUCCCGUCUCAGUGCUUCUAGUUCCAGCUCAGAUUCCAGCUCCUCGUCGUCAUCUUCCUCUUCUUCAGACACCAGCGAUUCAGACUCGGGCUAAGGGGCCAGGCCAGAUGGGGCAGGAAGGCUCCGCAGGACCGGACCCCUGAACCACCCUUCCCCACUUUCCCUUGCUGUGACACUUCUUCAUCUCACCCCUCCAUAGGAGAGCUGGCUCUGCAGUGGGGAGGAAGGCAGGGACAUGGACAAAAUACGAUGGAAUUCCUAGCCCUCUUGGGUGUGGUGUCCCUGUUGAGGAUGAUGGGGGUGGGGCAAGGGUAUGGGUGGGAGUGGGGAUAGGCCUGGCAUAAAGCCCCCUGAGCUGUAGCUGUCCUGUUCACUUCUAAGGGCCCUGUUUUGAGGUUUUAAUUUAUUUAAGCUAUGUGGUAAGGCUGGGGGUGUGUAGCCAUGGUCCUCCCUCCAGCUUCCAUGGGGAGGGAAGAAGAGGGAGCUUUUUUUGUUUUUUACAUUGACUUUUUUUUUCUACUUUUCCCUUUUACUUCCACUCCAUUUGGGGCCUGGGGAUUUUAGUCACCUCUCCAGUUGGCCCCAAGACUGUCUUUUCUUUCUUGAGUCUAACAUGUAAAUAAAGAAAAUAUUAUUGAAGUUUUGAGUUA